Molecule: messenger RNA, 912 nt
Organism: Schistocerca serialis cubense
Lineage: Eukaryota; Metazoa; Arthropoda; Insecta; Orthoptera; Acrididae
Product: 26S proteasome non-ATPase regulatory subunit 10-like
Exons: 1
Coding region: 55-486 (143 amino acids)
Molecular function (GO): protein binding
Source: RefSeq, a predicted model, not a curated record
AACAGAUUGGGGUGCGAGUUGUACGAGGCAGCUGCAGCAGGCAAAGUGGGGGACAUGCAGAAGCCGUUCGCUGCAGGUGCGAGCCUAGAGGUUGGCGACUCGGACUGUGAGACUCCUCUGUUUAUGGCUGGCUCAGAGGGCCGCGUGGAGGCCGUGAGAUGGCUGUUGAAAGUCGGGGCACAAGCAGACAGAAGAAACUACUACGAGCAAACGCCCCUGCACAAGGCGGCAGAGAGGGGCCACGCGUCCGUGAUAGACCUGCUGGUGGCUGCCUGUGCCAGCGCCUGCGCCGACGUCACGGACAAUGGCGGCGACACGCCGCUACAUCUGUCAGCAGAGCACGGACACCUGGAGGCAACGAGAGCGCUGCUUCAGGCUGGGGCUGAUAGAGGCGUCAAAAAUGAAGAGCAGAGAACGCCACUGGACGUCGCAAUCAAGCACAAUAGACAGGAAGUCGUAGAUAUUCUGAUGAACUACUCUUCCUGAAAAUUAAAAGCUUUUGCUUGCGUCUUCCUACUUUUUCUGCUAAUGCGACAGUGCGGAACAGUUGAAUGUGUAGAUGCAUCAAAGCUGCAUAUCACGUUGCAAAGACUUUCCACCAUAUUUCAUGUCAAACAACAUAACAUGCACUUUCAUUAGCAACAGUUAUAAUUACAAGGGAAUUGUCCCCGAUACUACAUCAUUACCACUAAUUAUUUUUCCUGUCCCGAACAUUUAAUGUUCACAAAAUGGCUGAAAAAUUUACCAGCCAUGUUGCAGACCACCUCUUCCUAACAUUUGCAAACCAGAAUGACAGUUUUUAACCCAUUACUGGCCAAAACUCUAUCGGAUCAUUUUUUGCAAACUUUUAUACAUAAAUACGUUAUAUGGAGUGAUUAAUUGAAUAAAAAGUUGUUUUGAAAAUUUUCAGCU